GAGACAUAAUGUGAUUGGAUCUACCAUUUUGUUGAUCACAUUCUAUGCGCUGAAGUCACAUGUUCGCAUUAAGCGAACUCCCUUUGUGUUUAACUUAUAGUUAACUUUACUUGUGUAGAUUUUUAAUAAGUAUUUUUUAUUCUUUAAAUAGUUAGCGUAACAUAUUGUUGAAAUAGUUCACCUCCAGUUUUUCGUCUAGUAUUCAUUAUGAACGCAGAAAAAUUGAAAAAACUAAGUGACCAAGUGAGAAUAGGCGGUAAAGGUACUCCUCGAAGAAAGAAGAAGGUUGUUCAUACGACAGCAGCUACAGACGACAAAAAACUACAAAGUACAUUAAAGAAAUUAGCUGUGAACACAAUACCUGGUAUUGAGGAAGUUAACAUGAUAAAAGACGAUGGGACUGUGAUACAUUUUAAUAACCCUAAAGCACAGGCUUCUCUUGCUGCUAAUACAUUUGCUAUUACUGGACAUGGUGAUACAAAAUCAAUGUCUGAAUUACUUCCUGGUAUAUUAAAUCAAUUGGGACAUGAAGAAAUUGGCCAGUUGAAACGUUAUGCUAGUGGAUUUGCCAGUAACAAUCUUAUUGGAAAGUCAUUAAUAGAAGAUGAUGAUGAAGUGCCAGAUCUGGUUGGUAAUUUUGAUGAUGCUAGUAAAGAAGAAGUUGAAGCUAAGAGCUCAUCAGAUGACAAAAACGACAAUGUAGAUAAAGCACCUGCAGAAAUUGCAGAGGGCUCUAAGAAAGAUUAAAUAUCGAACUACUGGCUAUUUAUCAUAAACCACAAAUUUGGAGGAAACAAUUUAUUUUUCUGUAGUGACCUUAAAUAUAACAAUUUAAUUACAAACUAAAACUGUAGUUUGAUUUAAACUAAAAAUUAAAUUAAAAAAAUGUAAAUUUAAAUUGUACGAUUGAUACUUCAUUCAUCUGUAAAUCAUAUUUAUAUAUUUUAUUUGUAUUGUUCACAUACUUUAUUCAAAGUAUAAAUAUAAAAUAUAUAAUUACUUAAA
Daktulosphaira vitifoliae (grape phylloxera) is the source of this 1005-nucleotide messenger RNA. RefSeq names its product transcription factor BTF3 homolog 4 (gene bic). The record is from RefSeq and is a predicted model, not a curated record. Lineage: Eukaryota; Metazoa; Arthropoda; Insecta; Hemiptera; Phylloxeridae. Gene Ontology annotation, cellular component: cytosol; nascent polypeptide-associated complex. The transcript is spliced from 2 exons. Bases 208 to 747 code for a protein of 179 amino acids.